This is a messenger RNA of Papaver somniferum (opium poppy), 3014 nucleotides long. Its product is annotated as pentatricopeptide repeat-containing protein At3g16010-like. Gene Ontology annotation, molecular function: protein binding. The coding region runs from base 107 to 2014 and encodes 635 amino acids. Lineage: Eukaryota; Viridiplantae; Streptophyta; Magnoliopsida; Ranunculales; Papaveraceae. The transcript has 7 exons. The record is from RefSeq and is a predicted model, not a curated record.
ACACUAAAAACCUAGAAAUUCAUUCUUUCUACAUUUUGAAAUUUGAUUUCUUUUUUAUCAACACAGAAAUAUUAUCAAUCAAUCUUUCUUUCUGUAAACAAGAGAAAUGUUGGUUUUAAAAUGGAGUAGAGGGAUUUCGACCACUACUAAUCUCUUUCAGAGAAUUAAGCAAACAGAUAAGGAAAUUGUUAAAAUGUUUGAAAAUGAUCAUCAUGACAACACAAACUUGCUGAAACAACAACAACCAUGGAGGAGGAGGACCGACGACAUUCGUGAAUUGGAUGAGAGAUUCAUGAGGAUAUUGAAGAUUUUUAAGUGGGGUCCAGAUGCUGAAAAGGCAUUGGAAGUUCUCCUGUUAAGGGUUGAUCAUAGAUUAGUCCGCGGAGUAAUGAAAUUAGAUGUUGAAGUUAGUGUGAAGUUGCAAUUCUUUAGAUGGGCAGGAAAACGUAAGAAUUUUAAACAUGAUACGACAACGUAUAUGGCAUUAAUUCAGUGCUUAGAUGAAUCUGGGUUUGUUGGGGAAAUGUGGAAAACGAUACAAGAGUUGGUUAGGAGUGAUUGCCCUGUUGGCCCUUCUGAAUUAUCUCUUAUUAUUAGGAUAUUGGGAAGAGCAAAGAUGGUUGAUAAAGCACUUUCAAUCUUUUACCUGAUUAAGAAUCGGAAAUGUAAACCAACUUCAAACACUUAUAACACCAUGAUCAGCAUGUUGGUGCAACAAGGUCAUCUCGAAAAGGUUCAUGAGCUUUACAAUGAGAUGUGUAAUGAGGGUAAUUGUUUUCCCGAUACUGUGACAUACAGUGCGCUUAUAUAUGUGUUUGGGAAACUAGGCCGGGAUGCUUCUGCAAUUAGGUUGUUCAAUGAAAUGAAGGAGAAUCGGAUGCAACCCUCUGCGAAAAUUUAUACUACUUUAUUGGCUUUAUAUUUCAAGCUCGGACAGGUGGAGAAAGCUUUGGUUUUGUUUAAUGAGAUGAAAGAUAGUAAUUGCAUUCCAACUGUUUUCACAUAUACGGAACUGAUAAAGGGUCUCGGCAAAGCUGGAAGGUUUGACGAGGCUUAUGGUGUAUUUCUUAGUAUGUACACAGACGGUUGCAAGCCUGACGUGGUGCUUAUGAAUAACUUAAUCAAUAUCAUGGGCAGAGCGGGGCGAUUAUGUGAUGCUAUUAAGUUGUUUGAGAGCAUGGGAUCUAUGCAGUGUGUGCCAAAUGUGGUGACAUAUAAUACUAUAAUCAAAGCUCUGUUUGAAUCUAAAGCUCCAACUUCGGAGCCAAUUUCUUGGCUUGAGAAGAUGAAGGUAAAUGGAAUUGUCCCAAGUGCAUUCACUUAUUCUAUACUUAUUGACGGCUUUUGCAAGUCAAAUAGAGUGGAGAAGGCUUUGAUACUGCUUGAGGAGAUGGAUGAGAAGGGUUUCCCUCCUUGUCCUUCUGCGUACUGCAGUCUCAUUGAUGCUUUAGGGAAAGCAAAGAGAUAUGAAGCUGCAAACGAAUUAUUCCAGGAAUUAAAAGAGAACUGCGGGUCUUCGAGUGCUAGAGUUUACGCUGUAAUGAUUAGACACUUUGGAAAAUGUGGGAAACUUAGCGAGGCUGUAGAUCUUUUUAACGAGAUGAAAAAAUUAAGAUGCAAUCCAGAUGUUUAUGCUUACAAUGCCCUCAUGGGCGGGAUGAUUAGAGCAGGAAUGAUUGAUGAAGCUAAUUCUGUGCUUCGAAAGAUGGAGGAACAAGGUUGUGCUGCAGAUUUAAACUCCCAUAAUAUUAUUUUGAAUGGGAUGGCAAGGUCGGCUGGUCCAGCUCGAGCAAUGGAGAUGCUUGGGGCGAUGAAGACCUCUACAAUCAAACCCGAUGCUGUGUCAUAUAAUACAGUUCUUGGCUGUCUCAGCCGUGCAGGGAUGUUUGAAGAAGCUGCAAAGUUGAUGAAAGAGAUGAGGUUAAAAGGUUUUGAGUAUGAUCUUAUUACAUACUCCUCCAUACUCCAGGCUGUCGGGAAAGUUGAUGAAGUACAUAUACAUGCAGAUAUUUGAUGGCAACAUGAUCUUAUUAAAUUUUUAUGGCAGCUCCACACUAAUUUGUCUUUUGGGGACUUUGAAGCGAUAAGUUACCAGCAGGGGGUCAAUGGAUUCUACAGAUGUUUCAUGUGGGAUGUUUCAAUAUCGCACCAUGAAUUGCUAUUGUGUUUGGUCUACUGCUUAUUCAAGAACUCGAUUCUUUUACAAUCAAAAUGAGCUUGAUGAAGUUGAAGUUGUAAAAUUGGCAUGAGUCGAUUUAGAAAUUUGGCAUAUGUUGGUUUAAAAGAUUUGUUUUCGACUUCGUUUUGGUAAUAACUUCAUCAAUGGAUAAAUGAAGUUGCGAAUGGGUUUUUAUGUAUUGAAGUUUAUGAGCCACAAUAAUUACAAGGAGUGAGCCUCUCCGUAUGUAUGCGAAUGAAGUGAGACAUGAGUGGAUUCGAGCAGUAGAGGUGCUCUUAUAGAUAAUUUGGGUACGGAGAAUGCUGAAUUCAAGGUGUCAGGCAGAGUAGUUAUCGGGUAGUGACAAGCAUUUGAUUAAGUAACUGAGAUGUUGUCCAAAAACCUUUGGAUCUUUAUGAUAAUUGUACCAAGAAUUUUGAAAAAGAAGGUUUUUUGAGAGAAGAACAGUAGGUUAAACUUAAAGAGGGGUUUUAAAAAUUUACUCAAGACUUCGCACACCUGGAUUCUACAUUAGAUUUCACCAUAGUCUUGGUUCUAAAGCUGAAGUGUCCUUCAGUGAUAUCCAUCGGCUCCAGAUUCCCUAGAAGAGGAGUUUUGUUAAACAAGCUCAGGAAUUUCGUCAACAUUUCCGUGACGGUAUCCGGGGACUGGAAGAACUUCACUAAAAUGGUUAGCAAUCUCAGCAGCGGUUGCCUGUAUAUGGGAUGCUUUAAAAAUGGUGCAUACAUUUGGAUCUCUUAUGUCACCGAUGGUUUACGGAUUUUGCUAUAAUUUGUCCUGUCAAAUCUACUUUAAGGGGGAAUUGAUAAAAUAAUCAAGAAGUCACUCUUGUGUU